This is a messenger RNA of Thamnophis elegans (Western terrestrial garter snake), 3287 nucleotides long. RefSeq names its product transmembrane protein 125 (gene TMEM125). The transcript has 3 exons. Lineage: Eukaryota; Metazoa; Chordata; Lepidosauria; Squamata; Natricidae. The coding region runs from base 1567 to 2238 and encodes 223 amino acids. The record is from RefSeq and is a predicted model, not a curated record.
CAGCAAAGCCAUAAAUAAGGUUUUACCAAUUACUUUUUAAAAUCAACCUGCAGGCAUAAAAUAAGGGCACCACUAUUUGACUUCCAGCCAAAACAAUCAGUGCAGAAUACAUACCGGCAAUGGGGACAGAAAAUGUUACACUGGUAGCUUUCUGCCAACUGGACAGAUAGCAUUUUAACAGACCCCCAAAUCCAGCCCAAUUAGCCAAUGUUUCUGCAACAGUCUAUAUAGACUUUCUAAUGACAUUGCAUGCUGUUCUAGUCUUUGUAAGGUUCAUUGGUGAUCUGUUCAAUUAAUAUGUUCACUCCCCAAACAGAUUUGAUAGAUUUUUUUUACUUCCUGUUAGGACUCAAGAGCCAUUCCUACUCUAAAGAAACCUGCCAAAAGUUCCCAAUUUCCAAAAAGAAACAAAAGAUGAUGCUAAUCUGUACCAUUUCCUUACUGCCCCGUGAGGUUCCUUGAAGAAGAAAAAAAAACAAUUGUUUUGCAAGAAGCCAUCAAACUCUAUCAUCCUGUACUGUUUACCUCUACCUGUAAUGUGCAUCCUUCUUUUUUGGUUUCACCGGCCUUAUUUCCUCUUCCCACGUGUGCACACACCGUCAUCAGGCUGGAAUGUUUCCAAGGACAACAGGUUGUCUGUCCAACUCCACCCUGCUAGAGAAUGUACCUGCCUGGGCAAAGGUCAGUGACUGUUGUAAGCCUAUCAGAUGAAGCAUCUGGUGUUAGACGGAGGAGGGAGGUGGAAUUAGCACCUGUUACUUGAUAGGCAUACGCAGGCAGAGAGUGAAGAAGGCAAGUUUCAAUGUUAUCUUUGGACCAUACUCUAAAAACUGACCCUUAAGCAACCACAAUGGAAGAAGAAUAUGGCACAAGGAUCCUAGGAAACCCAAGAACACGGCCCAGGAAAAGAUUCUGGCAACAGCAUCUUCGGUGAUUAAUCAGCUGUAGAGAACCAGUUGGUGACAAGAGGCAGAUGCUGAUGAGGGACCAUGUGAGACUGGAACAGUGAAAGAAGCUUUCUUAUUGUGUGGGAUCUCUGCUUCAAUCAUCAGCUUUUGCUAGUACAAGACGCAAAUGCUACUAAAAUGAAGACUUGUACCAAGAGCCUAAGAAUUGGUGCAUGACAUGAAUAGUCUUAUGCCAAAGAAGAGCCAACCUGUUGAAGACAUAGCUAAGACUGCAACACCUAUGAGUAGAAUUCUUGAAAGGCAAGGAAUCACUGACCCAGCAUCCUGGAACUAAGAUGUCAUAACAAGAGCACACUGAAGAUAACUGGCAGGAUCUGGGCGUGCUCAGAAGGGAGCUGGAAAAACGCUGAAGCAGGUUUCAGCCUCAGCCUCAGCCAGAGGAGUCUUCCAUUUCUGCUGUUAAAUUCUCAACCAUUUCCUCCCAAAAAGGAAAAAAUAAAUGUGAUUUGGAUAGGAACCAAAUAAAGGUUCAUUGCCUCUAUCCCUGGGAAAAUGUGACAAGCACCCACCCUCCUCCUUGCUGCCAUCCUCCAGAUCAGCUGAAAGCACAGUUCCUGUGGCCCAUUGAUGCUGUGUAUGAGCCGGUUCAGCAUCCACCAUGGCAGAAAUGGAGCACCUGAAUGAACCCAGGCUCCCAGCUCAUGCCAGCCGCAUCCAGAGGAACAUCCUGGAGGAACAUGUGGAGCUAUGGUGGUUCCAGGAGCCCAAGAAGUCCCUUAUUUGCUACGGAGUAGCAGUGGCCUUGAUCCUGGCCUGUGGGGUGGGUGGUAUUGCCCUACUGUACAGUACUAGCAGUCGCUCUGGAGAGUGGAGGCUGGCAGUGGGCACAACACUCUGUCUGCUGGCACUCUUGGUAUUACUGAAGCAGCUGUUGAGCUCUGCCAUCCAGGACAUGAACUGCAUUCGCAGACGGGAACAGGUGGAGUUGCUGAAGAGCGGUGGCUCCUCGGACUGCGCCGUGCUUCUGCUGACAGCCUUGGUGCUGCUGGUGUGUGGCACAGUGCUCACAGCCCUCUCUACCACCAGUGUCAGCACUAACCCCACAACCCCACGCCCCUUUGCCAGCAUGUUUAUCAGUGGCAUUGUGCUCACAGCUGCUGGAGCAAUUAUUCUCUUCAGCCUGUUGUUCUAUUUAACAUGGACUUCCUGCCGCACAGCAACUCGUCAAAACCAGGGGGCUCAAAACAACAGUGCCAUUUUCACUGUAUCAGGACAUAUUUCGGCCAGUCAGCAAUUUCCUCCUACCUCCAGCAUGGCAAACUUAAUUUAGCCAUCAAGGACAUAAUGGGUGACUACCAUUGACUCUGAGAUUACUCUGACUUUACGGUUGGAUUUGCUCUACAUGUCGUCUGACCCAAACUCAGCAAUGUGAUGAACUUUUCACCACAGAGCAGUUAUUCUCAGUCAGUAAUGAGGCCUAGCUUCUUGGUAAGAUGUUUGCUUUGGAGCACCGGGAGAUUCAAAAGAAGUGUAAAUGAAGGAAAACAAAUGGCCAUCACUCUCAACUGGGACUGUGGUUAUCCUAAGUAACUAAGGCAACUUGAAAACGCAGAUAAGCAUCUCUCUCUCUCUCUCUCUCUCUCAGCGAUUCCACUGAAAAUCUAUUUCAAUCUAACGUUGUUUUCUGAGGCAUUACUAUACCACUUUUUUCCAGGUGAUCACAAGGGGAUAGCAAUAAGUUAUAUUUGUAUGUUUCUUUUUGCUAUCUUCUAGCAAUCCCAAAUUUUGUAACCCAGAGAUGGCAAUUCUGCCACUUGCCAUUAUUAUUUAUUUACUAUUUAUUAAAUUUAUUGGACGUCUACCUUACCACAGACUAAUGGUACUUGACAGAAAAUAGAGGAUAGGAAUAAUAUUUUCCAGUCUUAAGAUUUUGGUGUUCUCCAGUUUGUAAACAAGAUAAAGUCACCCAGUCACUGGGAGUCAGGUGGCAUGUAAAUUUCAUGAAUGUUUAUUAGUAGUAUUAUAAAAGAAAGUUUACAGGAGAAGCAUUCUGUGUGAAUCAAUUCAUACAAUAUAUAUGGAAAACAAAAGUGGUAUAGAUAUGCUGGUGUAUGAAGAAAUAAUAUUUCGUUUAGCUAUAUAAUGGAAGUCCCUAGGUCUGAUUAUUUCAAGAAACAUCUUGCUCCUGACAAAGAGCAAAAUAGAUGUACUGCAGAUGAGGAGUUUUGUAAUAAACAUCUGUUCUUUCCUGCAAUGCCAGCUUUCUCAGCAGUAAAAUAGCAAAGUCAGUACAGUUUACUUACAUUGUUCUCUACAAGUAGUCCUCAACUUACAACAAUUCAUUUAGUGACUGUUCAAAGUUAUAACAGCACUGAAAAC